UUCCACCCAUCAUCUCACCACCACUAAGUCACCAACCAACCUCCUCUUGCUCAUCAUCACCAUCAACCUCAUUAUUCUUUCCAUUAAUCAAUGGCAGCAGCAGCAGCAACUGCAACCCCAUCUCUGAGACGACCCUCCUCAAUCCUCUUCUCCAAGCUCUCCAAAUCACCCAAAUCCCUUGGAUCUCUCCGUCCCCAAUCCACCUCCCCUAUCCUCUCCAAACCACUCAAACACAUCACCACCACCUCCAUCCCUUCUCACAGGACCAUCUCUUCCUCCAUCUUCUCCUUCAAACCCAAACAUGACUCCUCCAACAGACAAGAUUCUGGAAAAGUUCAAGAACUAUGUGUGUACGAAAUCAACGAGAGAGACCGUGCCAGCCCAGCUUAUCUCCGUCUAAGUCAACAACAAGUUAACUGUCUUGGUGAUCUUGUUCCCUUUACCAACAAGCUCUACUCGGGAAACCUGGAAAAAAGACUGGGAAUCACUGCAGGACUUUGUAUUUUGAUUCAGCAUGUGAAAGAGCGCAAUGGAGACCGGUAUGAAGCUAUAUAUAGCUUUUAUUUUGGGGAUUAUGGUCAUAUUUCAGUGCAAGGGCCUUAUCUUACUUAUGAGGACACAUACUUGGCUGUCACUGGUGGGUCUGGCAUUUUUGAAGGAGUUUAUGGCCAAGUGAAGUUGCAGCAAAUUAUAUUCCCUUUUAAGUUGUUUUAUACCUUUUAUCUUAAAGGGAUUCCUGAUCUUCCCUCGGAGUUGCUUGGCCGGCCGGUGCCACCUGCUCCCGGAGUUGAGCCCUCGCCGGCGGCCAAGGCGGCGGAGCCUCAUGCCACUGUGAAGAAUUAUACUAACUGAUUAUUAUUUGUUAUGUGGGUGGGGUUGUGAUUGUGGUAGUUGUUUUUGUAUACUUGUUUUGGUUUAGAAAAUCAUGUUGUUUUGCUUUGCAUUUUGUUUGGGUAUUUGGUGGUGGUGGUGGUGGUGUUUGAUGUUGUUGUUGUUGUUCUGAUUUUAUGCAAAUCAAAGGACAAGUUUUUUUUGCUGCA
Molecule: messenger RNA, 1040 nt
Organism: Dioscorea cayenensis subsp. rotundata (Guinea yam)
Lineage: Eukaryota; Viridiplantae; Streptophyta; Magnoliopsida; Dioscoreales; Dioscoreaceae
Product: allene oxide cyclase, chloroplastic-like
Exons: 3
Coding region: 91-852 (253 amino acids)
Biological process (GO): jasmonic acid biosynthetic process
Molecular function (GO): allene-oxide cyclase activity
Source: RefSeq, a predicted model, not a curated record